UAAACGAUCUUUUCCGUGACGCAUAUUUCGCGCGAAACUCGGUUUUGGAGAAGCUAAAGCGAAGAGAAGGGAGACAUGAGUAAAAAGGACAACGGUGCGACCCUCAUCCUCGCAUACCUGAAUGAGAAGAACCGACCCUACAGUGCUCAGGAUGUCUUCUGCAACUUACAAAAGCAGCAUGGAUUUGGCAAAACGGCAGUGGUCAAAGCCGUGGAGCUGCUGGCUCUAGAGGGCAAGAUAAAGGAGAAGAUGUACGGAAAACAAAAGAUCUAUUUUGCUGAUCAGUCUCAGUUCAAAAAUGUGAACGAUACAGACCUGAAGGCGAUGGACUCUCAGAUCUCACAGCUCAGUGCGGAGGUGCAGUCCCUCACCCAGAGCUGCAGACAGCUAGAUGCAGAGUUGAAGGAGCUCAACAGUCAGCUGACGACAGAGGAAAUGAUGUCAGAGAUCCAGGAGCUGAAAAAAGAGAGUUCAGGGUACAGAGCGCGUCUGGAGAAGAUUAAGUCGGCCACAAAUCACGUCACGCCGGAGGAGAAAGAGAAGGUUUACAAAGACCGGGAUGUUUACGUGAAAGAGUGGAAAAAGAGGAAGAGAUUGGCUUCAGACAUGAUGGAUUCAAUCCUGGAGGGGUAUCCUAAGAGCAAAAAGCAGUUCCUGGACGAGGUUGGAGUGGAGACUGAUGAGGACUGUAAGGUGGUUGUUCCAAGUAUUUAAAAGAACACGAGAACGUUUAUUCAUCCUCUUCAUCAGUGUCAGACUGUGCAGUGAUGAGCUGAGAAUACAGAUUAUACAUCAGACCGGUCUGAGCCACAGAACAUUCUUUAUUUAUGGCUUUCCUCUUGAACAAAUGGUACAUCUUUAAUAAAAGCUGAAUGGCAAAAAACAACUUCCACUGUAUUUGAAAGUACAUUUAAAACACAAAUAGCUGAGACACAAGCACUGCACAUAAACGGAGAAAACACUGGCGGAUGUUUGUUGCCUCGUAGGCAACUUUGGUUUAUUUUUCCCUUUUUAAAGCCAUAAAAAAAAAGAUAAAUGUCAACGAAUUAAUCAUUAUAGCUUUGAGAGCUUCUUUGUUCAUUUAUGUUCAAGUCCAUUAUACUGCUGUUAUUUUAAACUGUUCCUUAAAGAACCACAAUGUAUAAAACAUGGACGGUUAUUGUGACCUUCAGGUUUUAUGGAGGGUUGUCAUGUUUUUUUCCAUCUCUUUUGUUAAUCAUCCUUUGUAAUGCUUCUUCACUCAGUGUCCAAGUUAUUAAAUGUUCAUGUCUUUUGAUGCUGAAGUGCUUACAGAAUUUUUUCCAACAAAAGAACCAAACUCAUUUCUUUUUCAGUUAUCUUAAAACAUUAAAUAUAUUUAACAGACGCGAG
Messenger RNA from Anoplopoma fimbria (sablefish), 1371 nucleotides. It is a transcript of the gene psmc3ip, whose product is annotated as PSMC3 interacting protein. The record is from RefSeq and is a predicted model, not a curated record. Gene Ontology annotation, cellular component: DNA recombinase auxiliary factor complex; condensed nuclear chromosome. NCBI's taxonomy places the organism in Eukaryota, Metazoa, Chordata, Actinopteri, Perciformes, Anoplopomatidae. Gene Ontology annotation, molecular function: recombinase activator activity; double-stranded DNA binding. Bases 76 to 714 code for a protein of 212 amino acids. Gene Ontology annotation, biological process: homologous chromosome pairing at meiosis; meiotic strand invasion involved in reciprocal meiotic recombination; meiotic joint molecule formation. The transcript has 8 exons.